Heterotrigona itama is the source of this 2697-nucleotide messenger RNA. NCBI's taxonomy places the organism in Eukaryota, Metazoa, Arthropoda, Insecta, Hymenoptera, Apidae. The record is from the annotation of a GenBank genome assembly.
UCUUUUUUUUUUUUUUUUUUAACAGGAAAAUUCUAACAACGGUAAACUCGAGUACCGCAAAUUCUUCUUGAAUAUUUUUUAAUUCUAUCGCAGCGACAUGUAAAUAUCCAACACAAGCAUGUAAUUAUCACUACAGAUAUUUCCAAUUGCAUGUCACUAAUACUAUUUACACUUGCGCUUCUAUAUUGAAUAAUAUUUGAUCGCGUUAAGGUACACAGAUGAUAAGAGAGAAAGAAAUCAGUCUGAUAAUCGCGGUAAAAUAAACUUCCAUUUACAAACAACAAUGAAAGGAAUGGUCAACUAUAUGCGGGCUGUUUAUGAGAACCGCGCGGAGGAAUUUCCCUUUUAGCGGCGUAAUUAAUUACACCGUUGCCUCGGUGGCGUCUCGAUACCUAGUCAGAUACCUCUGCGCGUACCUUAUCUCCUUAUCUAAAAGCAAAAAAGACAAGCGUCAUUGGCCCCGGUCACAUUAUUCAGUGGAGACACGUGAGAAACGCAGAACGGUCAGGCAGAGCAAGCACAUGUACAUUAAGACCGUAUAGCCGGUUAUUAUGUAGCCGAUAUGGCUCCGAAGCAAUUAAUACUAUUGUUAUGAUUCAGACGAAUACGUCAUGUGUGCUUGAACAACGAUGCAACCAUCGCGUUUCGGUUAGUAUUCGACAAUAGAGACUCGCGGCUACUCGUUCCCGGCUCGGCCCGCUCCGCAAAACGUGCUCCACUCCGAUCCGCUCGCGCUUAAAUGGCUUUCUAACUAAUGUCUUGAGAAAUGCACGCAUGCAUGCCACCUGGAACGGAUGUAAUUAAUUACGCCCCGCUCAGUGUCGUGAGAGUACAUGAUACAGUAUCGACGAGUAAUCAUUUGAUGUGGUUUCGUCGGUUUUACUUAAUUCGCUGAUUGCAAGGAAAAUCCUGAUUUCGGCGGUGAUCAAGCAACAGAUAUGAAACGCGGUGGAAGAACUGAAAUAUACGAUAAUCGCACGGUGAUUGUGUAAACCUGUGCAUGUUGCAGUGACUCAACUCAUUGGAAAGGAAAUGAUAACGAUGAAUGUUCGUGAAAACCGUGGAACGAUUUUGUGACUAAGGUGUAAUCAGUGAGGUGGUAGUAAAUAGCCUUUGUAAUAGAUGUUACGGAGAGAUAUUGGUGAAAACGAGUAGCAAAGAAUAAACAAGCAAUUAUGUCGAAUAAAAAUCUAUCUGAGAAGGAGUCUUCGUACAGUAUUGCGAUACAGGAUGAAAAGGCGGCGAGUGAGAAGUAUAGCAAAGGCAACGCGCAAAAGAAUCCGGAAGAAGUUGUUAAGAAAUCGAGCAAAGCGACACAGAUUGAUUUUAUCCAAUUAUCUUAUGGCACACAGAGAAUCAGACCGACUUCUCUGGCCUAUUUGCCAAAGCAGACGCAAAUGAGCGAAUCCAGUUAUCCCUCUUAUAAUUCCAGAAGCUCUUCCUUAUGCCCGUCUCAGAGUGAAUUAAUUCUAUCGCCGAGAAACAGGAACAGUCGUUAUGUAGCUUUAGAUAUGAGAUCAAUAGGUAGCCUUCCACUUUCGAAUAGCCAUGCCUCGAUAAAUAACAUGCCAUACACUUGUUGUUGUACGUGUGUGGGAUCACCUGUACCUCCAACAUCUUCCUCACAACAGACGGAGGAACAAGAUGGUCCUGAAGGUCUUUCAUGGAGGAGACUUCACAUGAGCAGAGCUAAAUUAAAAGCAACUGCGACAACGUCGGAGUUACUGAGCGGUUUCGCCAUGGUGGCUAUGGUUGAGCUGCAAAUAAACGAACCAACCGCAGUGCCGGAAUGGCUGUUUGUGAUGUUCGCUGUUUGCACGACCGUUCUAGUAUCAGUACACAUCUUUGCUUUAAUGAUAAGCACGUAUUUAUUGCCCAAUAUUGAGGCUGUCAGUAAGCUUCACGUAUCUCGGCUUGUCACGGAAUCUCCUCAUGAAAGAAUGCGCGGCUUCAUCGAGCUGGCUUGGGCAUUUUCCACGGUAUUAGGAUUGUUCUUGUUCCUAGUGGAGGUGGCUAUACUGUGCUGGGUGAAAUUCUGGGAUUACUCGUUCACCGCCGCCACUGCCAGUACAAUUAUAGUAAUUCCAGUCCUCAUAGUGUUCAUUGCAUUCGCCGUUCAUUUUUAUCAUUCGUUGGUGGUGUAUAAAUGCGAAUCCUCGGUGACUGACAUAAACGAGUUGGAGAGCAUCAAAAGAAAUUUAGAUAACGUAACGAUGAGACAGAGCAGCGUCUGAUGAUUCUGUAAGAGAUUGUCAUCAUGUUCAUCGAUCGUUGUGUCCUUGCCUCCUAAAAUAUGUCCCAGAGUGUAUGUUAUUUACUCGCGUUUUAUUCCGUAACGGUAUUGUAAUCGUACUUAAUGAUAUAUACGCUAUAUUCAAGUACACGUAAACAAUCAUGGAAAAUGAACACAUGUAAGUUUAUUCAAUAACUUUACUUAUUCAACACGAGCACGCAUGAAGCACGAUCGUGUUUUUUUAUUAUAUAUAAAAAUGUACAUAGCUGUACACAUGCAAGUCAAGAAUUGCAACAGUACAAGCAAAGUGCUCUUAUAAGUAUAUUAGCUAUAUUAUUUUAGCAUUUAAUUAUAUACUAUUUAUGACUUAAUUUCCGAUUUUUCCUUUUAAAUGUAUUUUCCUCAUUUACUUUGCUUUUUAUUUCAUACAUCGUAUCGCUAAUAUGUAUAUAUAUAUAUAUAUA